CUCGCCGGACUCUCUCUUCUCCGGCCAACAAAGAGGAGAAGAAGAAGCAGAAGAAGAAGCGGUGGUUUGAUAUCGUAUAUUUCGAUGGAGAAUUCCGAGUUGGUGAGAGCAGAGCAUGAGGCGGUGGCGGAGCCAGCGCCGGAGGUGGAGGUGGAGGUGGAGGAGGACGACGCGAUGCUUCCUGGGUUCCGGUUCCACCCCACCGACGAGGAGCUUGUCGGCUUCUACCUCCGCCGGAAGGUGGAGAAGAAGCCGCUCAGCAUCGAGAUCAUCAAGGAGAUGGACGUGUACAAACACGAACCUUGGGAUUUGCCAAAGUUUAUGAUCACGGCGGGGGAGAAGGAGUGGUACUUCUUCUGCCGGCGAGGGAGGAAGUACAGGAACAGCGUCCGGCCGAACAGGGUCACUGGCUGUGGCUUCUGGAAGGCCACCGGAAUCGACCGUCCCAUCCACUCCGCCUCCCACCACUGCAUCGGCCUCAAGAAGUCCCUCGUCUACUACCGCGGCCACGCCGGAAAAGGCACCAAGACCGACUGGAUGAUGCACGAGUUCCGCCUCCCCGUCCCUCCCGCCGCCUCGACCGCCGUCGCCACCAAGAACGCCGCCACCAUGCAAGAAGCGGAAGUUUGGACGAUCUGCAGAAUCUUCAAGAGGAGCGCCUCCUACAAGAAGCAGCCCAACAGCUACAAAACCACGAUCGCUGCUCCGACGAAGUCGCCGCCGGAAUCCAGCAGCGUCACCAACUGCUGCGACCCUGACGACUCCGUCUGCUGCACCUCUUCUGCCGCGGGGCUGCAACUCGUUCAUCAACAAGACCACAUUAACAACUCCCCCGGCGCCGUGUUUUGGAGCUCUAUCAGCACAAAUGUCGGCGGUCAACCCCUGUUCCAGGCGAACUCGUCGGCCGUGAUGACCAACGAACAUAUCAUCAGCCCGAGCUCGAACGAUUUCAUGAGAGACAGCAUUUGGGACGAGCUCGGGAGGAUCUCGGAGUUCUUGGCUGAUGAUAUUGGAUUCCCUUCCAAUGAUUCUGGAUACGCCUCUUAUGCUCUCGAGAUCGAUAACGCGAUCUAAUCCGUCGCCGGCGCCGGAGAACAUGCAUAGAGUUAAUUAACUAUGAAUACUCUGUUUUAUUUAAUUAAUUAAGAAUAUAUAUAUAUAUAUACACAUAUAUACGUAUUCUAAUUUUAUUAAAGGGAAAUUAAUUUCUCUCUUGUAGCUUAUAAAUAUACUAUUUUACUUAUAAUCAUCAUCGUAUAAAUAAAAUUCAGUACUGCGA
This is a messenger RNA of Zingiber officinale, 1279 nucleotides long. RefSeq names its product transcription factor JUNGBRUNNEN 1-like. Lineage: Eukaryota; Viridiplantae; Streptophyta; Magnoliopsida; Zingiberales; Zingiberaceae. Bases 85 to 1074 code for a protein of 329 amino acids. The record is from RefSeq and is a predicted model, not a curated record. The transcript has 3 exons. Gene Ontology annotation, biological process: regulation of DNA-templated transcription. Gene Ontology annotation, molecular function: DNA binding.